AUGGACUUUCUGGAUUUAUUUUUGAUGAGACAAUGUUCGAUUUUCCAGCAAAAGUUCUUUCGGCAGUUACUGGAGUUCUUCAACUACCUCCAACAACACAAAUUAGAUCAAUACCCUCAAUUACUUCCCAACAACCACAUGUACUUGGCCAUGCUUAAAGGCUGGCAUUUGGCCAUGCCCUACGCUGGCAUUUGGCCAUGCUUAAAGGCUGGCACUUGGCCAUGCCCUACGCUGGCAUUGGUUAAUCAACCAACUUCUUUCGUAAUUUUCAAAAUGGCUGAGAAUUUGUAUGAAAAUGCUUCGAGUUUGGACAACGUUGUUGGGACGCAGUCUAGUCCUAGUGGAUCAGCAACAUCAAUUUAUGUUACCAAUCUGGUUGAUCAACUGCGUGAGGAACUUCGCUUGGAACGUGAGGAAAAUGCGAGACUUCGAAAGCGCAAUGUUAAACUUGAGGGUAUCAUAAGAAGUGGACAAGCUGUUCUCGGGACUGCUUUUGCUGCUAAAGGUAAACAAAGAAUGUAA
Messenger RNA from Meloidogyne enterolobii, 522 nucleotides. The record is from the annotation of a GenBank genome assembly. NCBI's taxonomy places the organism in Eukaryota, Metazoa, Nematoda, Chromadorea, Rhabditida, Meloidogynidae.